This is a messenger RNA of Maniola jurtina (meadow brown), 789 nucleotides long. RefSeq lists its product as uncharacterized. The record is from RefSeq and is a predicted model, not a curated record. Gene Ontology annotation, cellular component: plasma membrane; gap junction. Lineage: Eukaryota; Metazoa; Arthropoda; Insecta; Lepidoptera; Nymphalidae. Gene Ontology annotation, molecular function: gap junction channel activity. Bases 193 to 789 code for a protein of 198 amino acids. The transcript is spliced from 5 exons.
UCGUAAGUAAAUCCGCAUACCUAAUGUUCUUACACGGCCGUAGGUACAAGAUUUUUCAAUCGAUAGCUGUUUAUUAGCCGCCGCGUGUCGGUCAGUCGGCCGUGUCGGUGAGUGUCGGGAAAAUGAUGCGAAUAAUAUUUGGUGUCGGCGAUGUGUGUCGGUGCGAGUGUGUGCUGUGUGGGCUAGUGCGACAUGUUGGUGUGGGCUAUGGUGCUGUUCCUGCUGUUUCUGUUUCUUUCCGGGCACAUUCAGGGGCUUGCAUGGAGACAUAGCUUCAGGGAGUCGGGCGUGUCGUGGGGUCGGCGCGGGCGCGGGGUCGGCGGGGCGCGCGGCGCGAGCGGCGCGAGCGCGUGGCGGCGGCGCGAGCGCCUCGCGCAGUCUCGCAGGCCCAUGGAGAUCCUCACCAGCCUCUAUGCGCUGCUGUCUGGCGGGCAAGGUGUUAACCCGAAGAUAGACUCCGUCGCGUUCCGGCUGCACUGCGGGGCCACGACCGCGGCGCUGCUGGCGGCGAGCGCGGCGCUCACCACGCGCCACCUGGUGGGCAACCCGAUAGACUGCAUACACACCAGGGACAUCCCGGAAGACGUUCUCAACACAUACUGCUGGAUCCACUCCACGUUCACGGUGGCGGGCGAAGCGGGCGCUUACCCGGGCGUCCGCGGCGCCGGCACCUCCCCGCGCCGCUACGGCAAGUACUACCAGUGGGUGGCCUUCAUGCUGUUCCUGCAGGGAGUCAAGAAGGCGCCCCAGGGGAAGUACAUGGGAGCUCUAACGCAAUUAGGUGUUUGA